Molecule: messenger RNA, 2964 nt
Organism: Drosophila biarmipes
Lineage: Eukaryota; Metazoa; Arthropoda; Insecta; Diptera; Drosophilidae
Product: vascular endothelial zinc finger 1
Exons: 4
Coding region: 251-1831 (526 amino acids)
Biological process (GO): regulation of transcription by RNA polymerase II
Molecular function (GO): DNA-binding transcription factor activity, RNA polymerase II-specific; RNA polymerase II cis-regulatory region sequence-specific DNA binding
Source: RefSeq, a predicted model, not a curated record
CGUAUUGCCGCGCUGCGAUUUCCGUCGCGUUUUUACUUUCACGCGACCAAUUCGCUCAACGUCAACAAUCCGCGCGAAAACGCGUGUCUGCCAAGUGUUCUGCAACCUGUAUUCAGCAUGUUUUCAUCGUGCCUUCCCCCCAAGAGCCGGCAACUGUGAAUAAAGCGCUGAGCCAUUGAAUCCUUAGGCUGACUCUUAACGCACAAGAUCCCGCACAACCUCCCAGGAUCCCCUGAGAAACUAACGCACAAUGAACUUCACCCCGUUCGGCAACACCUUCCCCGGCAACAUCCCCGGCCUGCCACAGUUCACGACAAGCACGGCGCCCCUGGUCUCCACGGUGACGGCGGCGGUGACGGACGUGACGGUGACCGCCACCAACAACCCGCAGCAGCAACAGCAGCAGGAGGCCGCCGGCAGCAGCAAUCGCUACCAGCAGCAGCAGCAACAGGUAGCGCACUUCGGCCAGGCCAGCAUGGCAGCCGGCCAGGGAACCAGUGGCAACAAGUUCCGUGGCGGCCAGGAGGAUAACAUCCAGGGCGACAAGUACAAUGGCCACUUGGUGGCCUCCUCCCAGCAGCAGCAGCAGCAACAGCAGCAGCAGACGCAGUAUGCAACUGUUGCAUACGCGAAUGCAACGGCCACGAGUGCCGCAGCGGAUGCCCUGCAGGCGAGCACUUCCGGCCAGCAGCAGCAGAUGCAGCAGCAACAGGUCACCGCCCCGCAGGAGCUCACCCAAGACCUGUGCAACGCCAUCCUCCAGCAACAAGUACUCCAGAAUACCUCGUGGCAAACGCUGACGCCGGGAACCACCGUCGCGGACUACCUCUCGCAUCUUCCAGCCAACACGCUGCCCCUGUCGCUGCACCACUUCCUCAAGUACUCCGCGGAGACGAUCAAGAAGGAGAACCAGCAGAAUGUGGUGCUGCAGGUGCAGACGGGACCAGCCAUCGGGAUCAACACCCUGGGCACGACAACCAUUAGUAUACCUCAGCAGGAGCAGCUGACGCUGCAGCCGCAGCAGCAGGCGACGCUGCAGGUGCAGACGCAGGCGGCGGCGGUAACGGCGACAGCGACGUCCGCGACUGCGGCAAACACGACGACAGGCGGAUCCGGCGGCACUUCCGGCAAGAAGAAGAAGCGCAAAAAGCGGAGCAAGGACCGGAAGCCGAAGCUGCGACCCGGCGAGAUUCGCCUGGGCACGGCGCUGGACGGCAGUCCGCUGUACAUGUGCCCCGAGUGCCACGUGGCCUAUCCGGAGCCGGAGCUGCUGGAGGUGCACCUGGUGGGCCACAACCUGGAGAAGCGGUACGUGUGCGACAUCUGCCAGGCGUCGCUGAAGCGCAAGGACCACCUCACCCGCCACAAGCAGUCGCACAACCCGGACAGACCCUACAUCUGCACCGUUUGCCUGAAGGCCUUCAAGCGGAAGGAGCAGCUGAGCCUGCACUUCGUGAUCCACUCGGGCGAGAAGCGCCACCAGUGCGGCGAGUGCGGCAAGGGCUUCUACCGCAAGGAUCACCUGCGCAAGCACACCCGCUCCCACAUCGCGCGGCGGGUCAAGGCGGAGCUGAACAGCCAUGUGCGGCGGGAGAACGGAACCAGCAUGCUGCAGCCCGUGGUCACGGAGGCCACCACGGCGGCCCUGCAGCACGCCAACCAACUGGCCACCGCGCAGCAGCAGUUGCAGCAGCAGCAGCAGCAACAGCAGCAGCAACAGCAACAGCAGCAACAUCACAUUGUGAUCACCCAGCAGCAACAGACGCCGCAGCAGCAACAGCAGCAGGUUCAGACUUCGCAGCAGCAGCAACAGCAGCAAAUGAUAAAUUAGCCAAAUGAUUUUUGUAAAGUCAGUUAAAGCAAAAUUCAAUUUAGCCUCAUCUGAGCCCUCGAGGGCUCGGCUGCUCAAAAAACAACUCUCUCGGUCCACACAAUUUAAUUGACUCUCACAAAUCGGAUAAUACAAACAGAAGGAUGUUAGCUAAUGUCUUCGGGAGUUUCCCCAUGGGACCUCCCAACGUUGUACAAUUUUAUCGUAAGUCCGCGAUGAUGAUGGGACCUUCCACAGUCGAAAGCACACUCACUGGGAUGAAACUAUUAUAUUUGUUCUUAGAAUCUUAAAAAUAUGUUGAAAUACUUUUAUUGGGUAUCCUAAGUUUUAAUGUUCCGGUUACAAUUAGUUGAAAACUUAUAUUUUUUUAACUCUUUUAAAUAAUGUUUAAGUCUUCGUGUACCCCUAAUCCUCUAAAAAUAGAACUAAUAAUACAGUCCUAUUCCUAAGGUGAUAAACCUAUACAGUCCUAUUCCUAAGGUGAUAUUUUGAUCUUGCGCUACCAGAAGUUUCCAUACUUAAAGUAGAUAGUGCUUCGAGUUAUGGAAGUUUUAUUGUGUAUACUUUUUAAAGACGGAAAAGUCUUUUUCGCAGAGUUUUAAAUUUCUUAUCAACAUAAAAGUGAAUAUUUUUAUUAUUAAUAUAGUUCUUUACACCUUGAUUGAUUAAAGAUAACUCGAAAAUGUUCAAUAUAAGAAAAAUGUUUGCAAUAUAUGAUGUGCUUUAUAGUUAUUUUUCUCUACCGCUCCAAUAGAUAAAUACAAUCUCCGAGUGGUCGGUCCCAGGCCUUUGUCCGCCCCAACAUUCCAUACUCUAAUUUAAGACAAAUGUGCAAAUGAAUAAUAAUUUUAUACGCAAUGUAUUUUAGUGAAAUGUAUUUUUCUACAAUUAGAAUCAACGUUGUAUGGUACGUACGCCUGUCCAUAUGUACAUACACCUGUACGAAAACAUGAAUACUGUUCACUGGCAGCGAACUAUAUAUUUAUAUACUAUGUAAACAAAUGCAAUUUAGAUUUACACUUACUUGUAGGAACGAAUCUAAAAUUGUGAAUGUACGUAUAACUUUUUGCUACACCGAUAAACCAACCACAACUCAUUGUAAAUAUGCAGUAAAUUAUAUAAUUUGAUCUAAA